Cinara cedri is the source of this 1134-nucleotide messenger RNA. The record is from the annotation of a GenBank genome assembly. Lineage: Eukaryota; Metazoa; Arthropoda; Insecta; Hemiptera; Aphididae.
AUGGAAAACAGCAGUGGUGUUGCAGAUCCGACACGCGAGAGAAGAGCCGUUACGAUGGCUAAAUUAAACUCGUUGCCGAGGACUAAGUGCGCGGCUGAUGUCGGCUGCGAAUUCGCAGAGUUGUAUUAUUCCGUGAUGCGUACUUCACCAGAGUACGCAAAUGAAUUUUACGACGAACGCNGCGAGUUCCAAACGGUGUUUGAAGACGGGUCGGCCAUCGUCGUCAGGACUCGGUUACAGGUAAAGCACAUUUUGAUGCGACCUAUGUCCGCGUGCCGCUAUUUAGUUAAAUCGAUUAUUCCGAUGUCCUGUGGCGGAUCGUCCGGUGGCGUGAUGGUUAUGGUGACCGGCGAGCGGUUUACGCAAAAUCUCCUCUUGGAGCACCGUCCAGAAAGGAUGUUGGGUUACGCCAUUGUUGUGUCCUUAACACAAUAUAUUCCCGAAGGACCAGUCGCUCACCACCAGACAUUAAGCCACCAGCCACUAACAACAUUCGGUGGUGGUGGUGACAGCCAGGCUAUCACUGGCGCCGAAAAACAUGUCAACACGUCCGUCCUUAAAAAGCCAGAUUACUUGAUUUCCGCUAUCAUAAAUUCAGACUUCGACCGUGCCGCCGAAGUCACAAGGGAAACGGUAAUAUCUUCCGAAAUGACGCCCAUUAAACAACCCGAUACCGCCGCUGAAACUACGUCCGAUUCGGAGCCCACGUCUGAAAAAACCGCUCCCGGUAAUGUUAUAAAACCCGAAACCGACAAAGAAAAUACUUCCGUCCCAAAACUCACGUCUGAAAAAACCGCUCCCGGUAAUGUUACGGAACACGAAACCGACAAAGAAAAUACUUCCGUCCCAGAACUCACGUCUGAAAAAACCGCUCCCGGUAAUGUUACGGAACACGAAACCGACAAAGAAAAUACUACCAUCCCAGAAACCGUCUCUGAAAAAACCGUUUCCGAGAACAAAGAACCUAAAGCUGCCAACGAAAUCACAACCUUCGCGGAUCCUGCUUCUUCAAAUAACAUUCAAGAGAACAUAGAACUCAAACCCGGCACUGACAAUAAGAAAAUUGUAAAAAAAGUAAUUAAUUUAGUUCUGUUUUCUGCUGUCUGUUGGGCUGCGUAUAAAUACCUGAAAUAA